This is a messenger RNA of Erythranthe guttata (spotted monkey flower), 2425 nucleotides long. The record is from RefSeq and is a predicted model, not a curated record. Lineage: Eukaryota; Viridiplantae; Streptophyta; Magnoliopsida; Lamiales; Phrymaceae.
CGAUAAAUGAAAAUGAGGGCAUUGAUAUUUUAUAUGAUGAAGAAAGUGAAAGUCAAAGUGAUCCAGAGGUGUUACAUAGCCCUAGUGAAUCUGAAGGAGAGGAAAGUGUGAGGUUUCCUCAAUUUGAGGAAAAUAAGGAUAAUAGAAGACCUAAAUUGACGGUGGGUCUUGUCUUUGCUGAUGUUAAGGUGUAUAGAAAAACUUUGAGGCAAUAUGUUGUGGAUUGCGGUUUUGAAUUGUCAUUUGAAAAAAAUGAGAGCGAUAGAGUUACUGUUAAGUGUAAAAAAAGUUGCGGGUGGAGAGUCCAUGCAAGUUUACUGGGUAAGUCAAGUUCUUUUCAGAUAAAAACUAUUAAAGGAGAGCCUCAUAGGUGUCCAAGAAUUUUUAAGAAUAAGAGUGCAAAUUCAACCUAUUUGGCUGAUAGAUACAUGCAAAGAUUUGUGGAUGACCCUAACUUGAGUCAUAAAUCCUUCAUGACGCUUGUUAGAAAGGAGGUCAAAGUAUAUGCUCACAGGCAACAAUUGUACAGAGCUAAGAGAAAGGCUAUUGAGGCAAUUCAAGGGAAUGUGAAGGAACAAUAUUCUAAAUUGAGGAACUACUGCAAAAUGACUCUUUCAAAAAAUAAUGGCUCCACAGCAGUACUUCAGAUCGAGGGCCCUCCGGUGUAUAGAAAUCCUACAUUUAAGAGAAUUUUUAUCCUGUAUGGAGCAUUGAAUGAGGGAUUUCUUAUGGCUUGUAGACCAAUCAUAGGCUUGGAUGCUUGCUUUUUGAAAGAAAGGUAUGGUGGACAACUUAUGGCUGCAAUUGCAAGGGAUGGAAAUAAUCAAAUGUUUCCAUUGGCAGUAGCUGUGGUCGAAGUUGAAUCUAAGGAUAGUUGGUCAUGGUUUUUACAGUUGUUGGUACAUGCAAUUGGCAACAUUGAGGAGAGAAGAUUGACAUUUAUAUCAGAUAGGCAAAAAGGGUUGGUUGAGAGUUUUGAACAAGUAAUUCCUUCCGUUGACCACAGGUUCUGUGUACGGGAUUUAUAUGCUAAUUUCAAGCUGAAAUUUAAGGACCCAACACUUAAAGAUUUGAUGUGGAAUGCAGCUCGUUCAUACUUAGAGGAGGGAUAUAAUGAAAACAUGAACUUGAUCAAAGCAAUUUCACAAGAAGCAUAUGCAUGGCUGAAAAAGAUCCCUCCUGAAUUGUGGUGCAAGUUUAAAAUGUCACCAUUUCCCAAAUGUGAUAUGUUGAGCAAUAAUUUAUGUGAAUCAUUCAACCAUUUCAUCAAAGAGGCAAGGGAAGAACCUAUAUUGACUAUGUUGGAGACUUUGAGGAGGCAGUUUAUGUGUAGACUGCAAAAAAAGAGAGAAAAGAUUGCACAAUAUAAAGGUACAAUAUGUCCGAGAAUUCAAGAUAAGGUGGAAAAGAUGAAGGAGAAAGCAAUGGAUUUUGAAACUUAUUUUUCUGGAAAUGGAAUCUGGGAGAUUGUAUCAGGUGCAAAAUCUUAUGUGGUUGAUCUGAAUAAACAUAACUGCAGUUGUAGAGAGUGGGAUCUAACUGGCAUAUACCAUGUUCACAUGCCACUUGUGCUAUACUCACCGAACAAAAGUUCGUGGAAGAUUAUGUCAGCCCAUACUAUCAUGUUAGUGCAUACAAGAUGGCAUAUCAAUGUACUAUUUAUCCUGUCGGAGAUCCAAAACUAUGGAAAGUGGAAGAAUCAGAAGCAAUCAUGCCUCCACCAUACAAGAAACGGCCUGGAAGACCAAAAAAAAUGAGAAGGAAAGGGCCUGAUGAAAUAGAUAAUGGAGGAAGAGUCACCAAGAGGGGCAGUUUUAUGUCAUGUUCUAAUUGUGGAGAGACUUCUCACAACAAGAAAACAUGUAAGAAGCCUCCAAUGGAGAAACCAAGAAAGCAACAUAAGGUUAGUACAAAUGUUGUAGACACCAUCUUACCAACUCAACAUUUUUUUACUGAAGCUCCUUCAGUCACAACUGGAAGAGGAACAAUGAGGGGAAGAGGAAGAGGGAGAGGGAGAGGGAGAGGAAGAGAAAAUGGAUGGGGAAGAGGAAGAGAAAGAGGAAAAAGUAAAGAGAAUGGAAGAAUGAAUCAGUUCAACAAUCCAAAUUGUGGUAUCGGAAAUUGGAAUGGCAUAGGAAUGGCUACUCCAAAUAACUUCAUGCCUUUUCUUCCAAUGGCAGAGGGUACUAGUAAAGGGAUCACCACAAAAAUGGUGAUUGUGAUCUCAUCUUAAAACUGUUUAUUUUUAUAUUAAUCUUACUUAUCAAAUUAAUUUAGUGUUUUGAUGCAGUGGACUUCAUAUACACCUCCUAGUACAUUACCAAGUUCAUAUGCUACCAGAUCUGUUCCCAAUGUGCAGGUCAAAUUUUAAUCCUUAUUUGAUCAUUUGUAUUUAUAUUCUUUCUUACCUAACUUAUCUUGUUUC